This is a messenger RNA of Rhagoletis pomonella (apple maggot), 1684 nucleotides long. RefSeq lists its product as uncharacterized. Bases 22 to 597 code for a protein of 191 amino acids. The transcript is spliced from 2 exons. Lineage: Eukaryota; Metazoa; Arthropoda; Insecta; Diptera; Tephritidae. The record is from RefSeq and is a predicted model, not a curated record.
GAGGGCUGCAGCAGCAAAUGCAUGACCAACAACAACAGCUGUAUUUUAUGUGGCGAAGAAGGGCACAACUCGCUCAACAACAAGGCGUGCAAAAGAUGGCAGAAGGAGGAGAAAAUUUUAGAAGUCAUGACAAUCAAAAAAAUUUCAAAACGAGAAGCCAUGGAAGUCUAUAGCUUCAACACAAACAAUCAGUUUUCAAUUCUGGACAACUAUGACGAAGCCUUCCCACCGAUUAAGCCCAACAACACGGGGACUAUAGAUAAAGAUCGCGUAAUAAAUCGGAAGCUGACUACAACCAAAUACAGUUAUGUUACUAAAAGAGCAACCAAUGACUCAGCCACAAACACUGGUAAUCCCAAAAGCCUGAGACAAAAAAGUGAAACACAGCCGGUCUAUGAAAAUCCCAAAUGGAACAAGGUCACUGAAAUUGAAAAGUUGGUUACCCUAUUAAUUAAAAAAUUUGAAAUUGAUAGAGAAGAACCACUAGUAAAGUUGCUAGAAAACAUAUGCAAGGUUAAUAUUGACGACAGACUCAUUAUUAACACCAAUGAUGAGUGUAAAAGUCCUGCAGUACAACAUCCAAAGCCUCAAAACUAACAAAAACUAUGUAGAUUUUUUUAACAAUAAGAAUAACAUUGAUAUUGUCUGCCUUCAGGAGAUUUUUUCCCAUGACGACCAAAUCAAUGACCACAAACUCCUAAACUUCAAUAUGCUCAAAAAAACAAGAGCAGAUGGGUUCGGUGGCGUAGCCAUAGGAUUCAGGAGAGGAAUUAGAUACAGCAAAGUAAAAUAUAACACCAGACAGGACAUCAUAAUAGCUAAAACCACUAGUCUAGACAUGACAGUCACCAUAUGCAAUGUGUACUUUCCACCUAGCAUAACCACUAGAGUUUUCGAAAAAGAAAUAAAUAGAUUAGCAAUUUUUUUUAAGCAACCACGUCAAUGUCAUCCUAGUAGGAGAUUUCAAUGCUAGGCACAUGAACUGGGGAGAUAGCAUUAUAACCCCGAAGGGAAAUGCACUCAGCAGGGAACUGUCUAACACCAGCUUAAUCUGUCUUAACAACGGUACAAAAACGCAUUACUGUAGUAACAGUAACAGCAACGCUGGAUCGGUUCUAGACUUGACUUUCUCAACCAUAGCACCCAGCAAUAUUAACUGGCAGUGCCAACAGAAAAACUAGCCACAGUGGAGUUUAGUAAUUUGGAUAAUCUGCAAAAGGACAUUCAAGCAGCUAGAAAUAAAGUAAAGAUUGACCUAAACAAAUCAGGACACAAACCAAAAGCGUGGUGGAACGAGGAGCUAAACAAAUUGUACAGGUUACAACUAGCGAAAAGGAAAAAAGCGAAUACUACAAAUGCAGUGGUGGACUUCGAAAUAGCCCUGAGAGCAAAAGAAGAAUGGAAACAAGCUGUAAAGGAGGCUAAAAACAAGAAUUACAAGGAGAGGAUUGAAGAGCUAAACAAUUGUCCAAACACCAAAGACGCAUGGCGUUUCAUCAGCAAUGUUAAAGGCAACAAACACAAAAACGGUGAUUGGGCCACAGAAGACAAUUUAGAAUACCUGGAAAUGCUAAAGUCGCAAGUAAGAGCCGCAACAACAAUACAAGCAACGCAACCAGGUUUGUACCCUUCACAUCUGACACAGCAGCCAAACAUCAUGGUUAAUUUUUCGUAUGACAAUUUU